CUUUGAGCGGUAGUAACUGUACCAAUAUUGCGAUGCUCUGUUAUAUUUAAAAAUUUCAUUUAAUUUGCAAUGUCGCGUGAUAUUUGCCAUGGUUUCCACUUGAACAAAUGACAUGAGUGCUUUGAAUAUCUGUUCACCGAUGGACAACGUGACCUUAUUGUUUUUGUUGCGUGCUUUAUGCUUAAAAAAUCACUCGAUCGAUCACUUGUUUCUCGAACGCAUAUAUAGUGGUUAGAGAUGACACGCGGCGGAAAAAGUGGGAUGUUAUAAAGCAUCGCGUGAGUGAUAUAUCCGUGAACCUAUUGAAAACAUCGCAAAGAUCCCAGCUAAGCCGUCGUAAAAAAUAAGAAGCAACGAUGAAGUAAUGUUGCGCUCGCUUGGUCACGGAAAGCAGUUGAGCUGAAGGACAUCUAGUGUUCGAAUACUAUGAAGUUGUACCGUAUCUUAAGCAUCACUGUCACGGCUGUUUUAUUCUUUGCAAGAAGCUCUUUUGGACAAAACCCAGGUAGGUGAUAGGCAGUUUAGUGAAAAAUUAGUAUGUAAAAAGGUAAUCGACUCUUCAUUAGGGUUAAUAUUGAAUGGAAUACUGUAUUCACUUCACGAACAAGCAACAUGGACAUUUUGGCUGCAUGCCGUACAGAUCUUAUGCUUAAAUAUUCUGAGUUAGGAGGAUGUCAAAUUUAAGAGUUUCACCUAAUUUUUCAUUCUAGAGCAAGUGAUAUUUGGAAAUGUGGAAAUAUUUAUUUUAAAACCGACAGACUUGUUGCGUGGCAUGAAGUGAUAUUACUUGCCCUCUACGAUCUGAAUUUUUAAGUCACUAUAAUCAAGACAAUCAAUUACCUGCCAAAUAAAUACUCGUAUUUUAGAAAAAGAAAAAAACACAAUUAUUGCAACAAUCUAAAACUGAAGUAGAAUAGAAACUUGUACUGAUCAACGAAUUGAAGAGUUUGAAGGAAGUAGCCCAGGAAGAGCGCUCAAGUGGAGUUUAGCUCUCUUAUCACUUUAAAAGCGUCGUGUUUAAAAUAAUUAUCCGCACUAAAUGAAAAAUAAAAGAAAAUAUCAUUUAAACUAGUCUUCCUAGUCUGGCAGACAAGCUUAAAUCUCCUUGAUAUUUGACCGCAUGAUUUCACGGUCAGUCAAAACGCUUAAGGUCUCAAAUUUUCGGUCUUUUUGACAGUGUGACAUAUACAAUGAUACUGCAUAUUUAUUGUAAGAGUUAUAAUGUACCUGCAUGGGGUGAACUCUUUUAUUUUAUAACUCUUACUGAGCGCGUGUUAUUCAUUCGAUUUCCCACGAUUCAUCGAAACAUCACACGAUCAAUUUUUCCUUUGAAGCAUCCUUUUUGAGAGUAAUAUUUAGUUACUUUCACUUUUUGUAGGUGACAUUAGGUCGCGAACUAAAUUUUGUAGAGUCUGAUUUCAAUGUUUGACGCUAUCUUUCAUAAAAAGCCACCUGUUAAUUUGAAUUUUAAAAUUUUUUAAGGUUUAAGUUCAUGAAUAGCACCUGACCGAGUUAUUAAGAGGUCAGUUCAAAGUAGACAGACUGCAAAUUAUAUUAGUUGCUAAAAUAUAUAUAUAUAUAUCUACGUGUAUGAUACAAAACUUCGGUAUCUUUGGUCAUCUUUACCCUUCAAUUACAGACUUUUUAUCUGUAGAAUUUACAAUUAGUUUUUUCUGUGUAUAAAGAUUUGAAAUCAAAGUAAGUAAAAUUUCAAAUUGAUCGCGUUUGUUACUCAUGUUUAAUUUUGGGGUUAUUUCGCAUAGAUCGGAGAGACCCCUUCUCUCUCUUUGUAAGCUCAUGUGUGUAAUUCCAGCUCUCUAACAAUGAAACUAGCGAGUUGCUCGGCUGCAAACCUUUGACGAAUUUAGACGAAUAAACGCUCAGUCUUUUAUUAUGUAGACCUCAUCAAUUAUUGUUUACCGACCGGCAGUAGAAAUAGACUACGAGUAGUCCCUCAUUUUUCCUCAGGGGGAGUAGAGCGAGCGAAACGCGAGCGCGCGUGAAAAUCACUCCACGCGAGAAAAGGCGACACGCGGCGGGUACUAUCCAUGAGGAAAAAUGGGGGACUACUCGUAGUCUACAGUAGAAAGUGUGGUAAAGAGAUAAGUAGGUUUUAGGCUCACAGCACCUUUUUUACUCAAGGCUUUCUUUGAUGGAAUCAACAUAGCCAACUUAGGUACUUUAGCACCCCAUAGAGUAGCGUGUUUACUUUCAGUGGCGCCCGAUUACAUUCAGGCCUUCUUUCCAAAGCAAGUAAAUUGGUUAUUAAAAUAAUUUUUCAUUCCAAAGCAGGUUUACCUGAGCUUACGGCGCUCUAUCCUCUAAAUAAACAGUAUGGUACUACAGACAUUAGUAAACGCAAUAAUCCCCGCGGAAAGGAGAGGUUCGUUGAACUUGCUCCAGGGAAUUACGGGCAACCCGCGGGAUCAUACCUUUUCUCCGGGACAUCGUCAAGUUUUAUAGAGCUGCCAAAUAAUGGCGGUCUGGAUGCUAGAUAUUCUAUGACUUUCGUUGCUUGGAUACGGCCUGAAGACUCUACUGGGCCGUUGCUUAGCUACAGGGUGAACAAUAAAGACGGCGUAAGAGUAUGGCUUGAGAGACCCAAUGUACUAGCAGCCUUGUUUGAGACUAGGAAUUUAAAUCUGCCUUAUUCGAUCAAAAGCAACAAAAUUCGACUUGAAUCGUGGAACUACGUGGCUGCAUCAUACGACAACUCUACUGGAACAAUGAAAUUAUGGAUUGACGGCCGAGAAGUGAACAGUUUUAACGUUGGUCUAAAUGAACUUGCUACGCAAGGAGAAGUGAGAAUUGGAGCUGUUCCAGGCGGAUCGGAUUUUUAUAAAGGACGAAUAGCGUGUGUACAGAUCUAUAACAAGUCUCUUUCCGAACAGGAGCUAAAAGCAGUGAGAGAUAGAUGUCUUGUUGAAGGUGAGUAACAUAUCUUUUUAUCCUCUAGAAGUGUGGCUGUUUUAGCCUGAGAAACUAGCCAACAUUUUGCGAUCCCACCUCUGGUUUAUCCGCGAAAUGACGUCUAAGGAGCAUGCGCAGAAAUUCCGCACCGAAAAAGUGCCCCUGUUUGGUUAAAAAUUUCCUUUAUCCCGUCAGAACCAAUGCCCAGAUCUGGGUAGUGACGCGUCAUUAGUAUGGAGUUACUGUGCUCGUUAAUCAAGUUUCAUUUCGCAAGGAAACCAUUGGCGACGUCGCGAGAUCGGUCGGUUGUUUCCUCAGGCUAGAGUCGCGAGUAAACGUCACCUGUACCAAUUUGGAUUCUUAUCUAGCUGCUAAAUCAGGACCAAAAUGAUACAAUUUUCAAAACCGAAACAGUGGAGACCCGAGCUAAAGAGAGGUAACAGACCUUUUGAACUGAGGCUGUAUGUGAACUGAAACCAUCCACAAAACCUUUCCGGAUUGUCGCGUGCACUUUUUCCGACAACCUUUCUUGAAAUUGCUGUAUAUGAAAACUAAGUAGAUGGCCAGGGCCCAGGGUAAUUAUGGGAAGUAGCCACGUAGCAGGGAAGGUGUUGGGUUGGAAGGGGACUGAACAAACAAACAAGGAAACAAAGCCUUCAAAGUAACCACUUUGUCAUUUUUUCGUACAUCCUCGAUGACCACCACCCUGUUCUUAGCUGACGGUAAAUUCUCAGUGUUUACUCUUCAUUAGUAAAACCUCUUAGGGCGUGUUGGAUUGACCUUAUUCCGGAAUAACACUAACUCUAGAAAUCACUUUAUUUGACAUUUAUUGCUAAUACAUUAGAAUAUCUUGUGGUCUCCUUGAAAUAAAUAUUCCAAUGUAUACAGAGGCCGUGAGAAUGGUCCAAAAAUCACGGCACCCAUACACUCACAAGAAAAUUAACAUUUCGUUUGAGUGUUUCCCAAAUCCUUGUGGUAAUUGAAUCCUCCUUCAAAAAUGUCUAGGACGCACUUGUUUCAACUCUGUCAAAAAUCCUAAGACGAUUCUUUUUUUCAUCUCCCCGCAGUGCCAUCACGACAUAUAGGCUGUUAUGCCGACAAAGCUGUCGCUGCAAUCCCUUCAUUAGAAGGCAAAGAUCCCUUGUUAGAUGGAGACCCCAAAACAAGAGAGGACGCUUUACAAAAAUGUGCGCGCGUCGCAUUUAAACUCGGCUACGUCUAUUUCGCGAUCAAAGAUGGCGGACAUUGCCUUUCGAGUCUUACUGCGCAAGACACUUACAACAAUUACGGGUUGUCUACAGACUGCCUGGAUGGAAAUGGCGGGAAAAUGGCAAGCGAUGUGUACGAGAUUAUAAUGUUCAGUAAGUGAGAGUUGUAUACACUUUAGAAGAAAUUUGAUUGGCUAUAAAACAAAAGAAAAAGAUUAUGCUCCUCAUUCGGUUUCAAGUAAGUUAAGAAACAGUCCCAAACCUCUCUCAUAUGUUAGUUAGUUUCUUAAUCUUCACAGUGAAGUUGAAGAUGAAACUUAUUAAAUUACUGAGCCUCUACGGUAGGGGUACCUGCGGACGUGGAUUUUGUCGCGCGUUUUCCUUGGUUUUCAGGCGAGAUCAAAACGUUUUUUGAGAAGUAAUGCUUCUAGCGAGCUAAGCGUACCAUAACGACGACGAAAACAAGAAAAUAAGGAAAGAAAAACUCUGAACGUGCAGUACACUUUUUGGCACAUUUCUUUACCACCUUUGCACGACUAACAUUGUCAAACUUCGUUGAAAUGGCAAUGCGAUCAUCGCCUUAAUCUGUAGGAUCGUCGCUUCAUCAAAGGCGGUCGUCGCAACUUCGAUUUCGUCGGAAAUACCCAUGCAUACAGAGGCUCAUUAUUCUUUUUGUUGACUGAGUAUGAGACCAAAAAUUUUUAAAACAGUGUAGUGACAAACUUAUUAUUGUUGCUGCGUUGUUUUUGUCUCUAAAGGCAGUCCUUUCUUAAUUCCCCCUUAAGUAAAAAAAAAAAACAAGACAGCGGGGGCAACGAGAAUGUCACCUUCCUCGUUUCACAGUUUUGACUCAGUAGCGAUAGUGAUUCCAACUCGUUCAAUUUGUGUCAAAUGUGUUUUUUUCCUUAAGCUGAAAUUUGAGUGACCGUGUACAAGUCCAUACGGAAAUAGGCUAAUUAUUGGUUGUACGUUCGCGACUUCUAUAAAACGUCUUGUCAUGACCUUUCAUGUUGUAGCUGCAUUAUAUACGAAAAAAAUGGACUCUAAAGUGCGAUGCACGUGCAGCUCUCGUGACUAGUGGUUCUCGUUACAGUUUCCGGCUCCAUGGGUGUUUCUCCAUAAUAUGCCUACAUCUCUACUGAAGCUAUUUCCACAAAUAGUCCAUUCUUAAGCUAAAAUGUUGUAGUUAGUUACAUAUACUUGACUACCAUUUUCUACUGUCUUUAAUCUAUUCACAGAGUAUCAAACUUGCUGGAAUGGAUGGUACUCAAAAGGAGACUCCUGUUUCAAGCUCUAUGACGACAAGAAAACCUGGGCUGACGCAGAAGCUGUUUGCAAAGAAGAGAGGGGCACUUUGGCGAAAUUAAACUCACAAGAUAAGAGUUACUUCGUGUUUCUGCAUUUGAUCAAACCAGCCAAUCCCAGCUCGGGCGUGUGGAUAGGGUUGUCUCGUGACAUGAAUAUGAAAUUCUAUUGGUCGGACGGUACUCCGGCGGAGCCGUAUACGAACUGGGCACAAAGAUCCCCGGAUACCAGCCCCGGAAACAAAAAGAACUGCUCUAAACUGGAUGUGUUUACCGGACUUUGGGAAGACGAGGAGUUUGAUUUCACUUUUUCGUUCGUUUGUGGAAGAGGUUGGUUUUAAAAAGGCUCAAAGCAACAAGCAUAAUCCGUUAAUCAUAUAAAAGAAAAUAUGAAUUUCAUAUAUUUAAACUGCGCGAUGAAGAAAUAGAUGCAGAAUGAAUAAUUGUCAGCAGAAAGUAGUCUGCCACGCUGAAAUGACUCCAUUUUGUAUUUUCCAUUGUAAAAUCUUCGUCUCUCUAUAUAUUUUAAUUCCCAAGAAAUCCUUUAACACAGAGAUAAAACUCUGUCUUUUCCCCUGAUCUUCUUUAUGUCAUUUGUCAGUUAGCACCAAUCCACGACAAGAAAGAAAAACUGAAGUUUUUAACACUAAAUAGCUCUCUUCUCUUACGUUAAAUGGCUCGAAAUAGCUUAAAGUAGAAUUGUUAAGUGAUAGCUAGUCGGGUACUCUUUUUAACAAUUGCAGUGAUUCCUGCCACACCUCGCGACGUACACGUCCAUCUCAUGGACAGUCACUCAGCCCUCGUCAUGUGGUCAACACGUGAACAGUCUCAGGGACAUGUGACGUCAUACUACAUAGAGUACAAAGUAAAAAAUUAUGACGAGGUGCAACUUAAGGUUGUACAGAACCAGAAUAUAACCAGUUUGACAGGUCUUCAGUCGCACGCCGUGUAUGAAGUCAGAGUCCGAGCCGUGAAUGGUGCUGGUGGAGGAGUGUGGAGUCAUUACGAGACAUUCUCAACUGGCGAAACUUGUAAGAAGAAAAUGAAACCGUUUUAUUUUUGAGUUAGAUUGCGAAAUAUCCCAAUAUUUGCGUUGGUCAAACUUUUGGUACUUCGCCCCUGAAGAAUGCCUGCGCGCGCAGACGUAUUUCUGACUAUCGCUCAUUCUCGUCCCCAGAGCCACUCGGCUUAAUUUGUAACCGACAUCCGGUAACGACUGCUUCCAGAGCCCCUCGUUUCCCGACCACGUGACCAAGAAACGACGGGCUCUGGGGACGAGAAUGACUGUCGCUUUGACUUUCGCAGGCUCACCUAAUUAGAAAGACACCGAAUGUUUUACAGUUUCUCUUGAAUGAAAUUUUGGUUUUGUUGAUUACAAAUUGUUUCUUUUUUUUCCCUCUGAAGUUAAAACGACUUCAAAUUGACAUUUUGGCUUUUAACUGGCAUUCUGGAGGGUUGUACCUAUAUCAUAGCGGCCAAAAAGACAACCGAGGAGUACUAGGAACGACUUUCCUGUUUGGUAGGUCUUGAUCCUACAUCAUACACCCUUUCCUCAGGGAAAUAAAAAAAAAGUCAGUAGUGCGAACCUUACGUAACCAUACCUUGAGAAAUUUCGUGAAGGCUCGUGGAGUCGUUUUAACCUCGGAGAAAUCCCGAAAAAGAAUAAACAAUUCGGAAAUUUUUUAAUAGUUUCCAAGAUAUGCUUUUUGUUAUUUCUUUAUACAGACCCUCCUCGUAUAAACCCAUUUGAGCCAAUCAGAGCUCUCGUGCCAGGAGAGGAUUUGAUACUCACCUGCACGGCCCGAGGAGGCCCGGAGCCCACAAUAACAUGGUACAAAGACCGGAAGUUGAUUCACAAAAACCGGACAUUGGUCAUUACAAAUCAGACGCCAGCUAUGGAGGGGCUGUACACCUGCAGAGCUAGUAAUGGUAUUCAGCCAGAUGAUAUUGCAUCUGUUACGGUGACUUCAUUGGGUAAGUAAGAUCUCUUUUCUCCCACUCGAAUACAGAAAUAUUUAAGUAUCAGCUGUUUUGCAUCCUGAGGAAGCUUUAAAAAAGCUAUCCUUGUCCCAGCGGCCGCUCUCUCUUUCGCGAAGAACCAUUUCAAGAAAAACCUCUGGGACCAGGGUAUAAUAAAGCGACCUGUAAUAGACCUUUCCAGUUUGUAUGUUUGUUUUCCCAUUUCAGACCACGUGAUGGUACCCCAUACACGUACAUAUGCACGCAUAAUUUAUGAAAGAAAAAAGGCAGAUUCCCAGGAGAACAUCACGUGGUCUGAAUUGAGAAAACAAAACUUACAAGCUAAAAAGAUCUAUUUUCAUGAAAAAAUUAAUAAGGUUAUCGAUCAACAGUCCAACGGAAACCUGAAUGACUUUCUGGUAAAGUUUGAAAACCGCCUGCUUUAUAAAGCAAGCUUUGCAUGUAAACAGUCUCUUUUAGAGUACUAGCUGGAAUAAAAAGGGAGCUGACGUUUUGCGAUCAGAUAUUCGUGCACGAACGAGGUUGCCUAAUAACUCUAAAUAUAAUUCUUUAAAGGGACAGGUUCACGGUUUAGCGCAUGCCCAUUAAUUAAAUUACUUCUUUUCAAUUUAUUAUUAAUUGUAAUGGUUAAUCACCUCUCUCACAUGUAUCUCAGCGAUCUCAGAGUGUAUUUCAAAGUAGAAUUGUAUUUCAGAGUCACCUGAAGUAGGAUGGAGGAGUACUAAAAUCGAUCGCAGAAAAAAAUUAGUGGAUUAUGCCAACACUACCAACGUUGAAUUUAUUGUUGACCCGAAGGUUUUAUUCCAUGGUUGAUUAAUUUACAGCUAUUUGCAUAUAUUUAAGUUGAUCAAGUGCAAGUGACUGCCAGGGGAGUGCGCAGAUUUGGUUCUUUGACAACAUUAUGACAUGAUCAUAUUGCUUGCAUAGACGAUACAGCAUGUCCCGGCAGAAAAACAGCAUUUUGAUAAAUGAGCAUGCCCUAAGCCGUGAACCUGUCCCUAAUUAAAAAAAAAUGCUAAUAUUACUUGAUUCUUUCCUAGCUACUCCCGUUCUAAAGCACGCGUGGGGGACUGCAUACGAAGGUGAGCUUUACCUCAAGCAAGGAGCACGAUUGUCCUUAAAAUGUGAAAUUGCAAACACAACAAUAGCGGAAAUCACGUGGUACAAGGGUGACGAUCCUUUACCUUCGCAGCAAAUUUAUUAUUAAUUGUAAUGGUUAAUCACCUCUCUCACAUGUAUCUCAGCGAUCUCAGAGUGUAUUUCAAAGUAGAAUUGUAUUUCAGAGUCACCUGAAGUAGGAUGGAGAAGUACUAAAAUCGAUCGCUGAAAAAAAUUAGUGGAUUAUGCCAACACUACCAACGUUGAAUUUAUUGUUGACCCGAAGGUUUUAUUCCAUGGUUGAUUAAUUUACAGCCAUUUGCAUAUAUUUAAGUUGAUCAAGUGCAAGUGACUGCCAGGGGAGUGCGCAGAUUGGUUCUUUGACAACAUUAUGACAUGAUCAUAUUACUUGCAUAGACGAUACAGCAUGUCCCGGCAGAAAAACAGCAUUUUGAUAAAUGAGCAUGCGCUAAGCCGUGAACCUGUCCCUAAUUAAAAAAAUGCUAAUAUUACUUGAUUCUUUCCUAGCUACUCCCGUUCUAAAGCACGCGUGGGGGACUGCAUACGAAGGCGAGCUUUACCUCAAGCAAGGAGCACGAUUGUCCUUAAAAUGUGAAAUUGCAAACACAACAAUAGCGGAAAUCACGUGGUACAAGGGUGACGAUCCUUUACCUUCGCAGCAGUACUCCUCCAAAAGCGCUAUUGAUAUUCAAAAAACCUCUGGUGAUGAUUUUGGUGUUUAUGAGUGCAAGGCCAAGAACUCCUUGGGUGUGGCCUCCAAGAAGAUAAAAGUGGUGAAUGGUGAGGAAGAUUUUAAAAGAACGCUACAUGACACUUAUAUGCUUAUUGGGGAGUUUACAGGUCUUCAUUUAAGUCUGCGAAAACAGCCGCGUUCCUCCUCGCUCCUCGCCGCUUAUAGGGACUUUUAGCUGUUAGCUGUUUCUCCUGGCGAGGAGCAAGGAGGAACGGCUGUUUUUGCCAGUUUGGUCUUCAUUUAUAAUAUUUCUGUGUAGAUCACAACAACCCAUAACCCAUACAUAAAUGAAAAACAAGGUGAAUUUCAGUUUCUAUAGUUGCUAGGUACCUUCACUUGUUCCUUCACCUGUUGGUUCACUUGUUAAUUAAAAACACUUAUCUAUUAAGUUAGCCCUGAUGUGUAGUAACCAUUAUGAGUAACUAUUUUUAUAGCCUGCGAACACGCUCACCGUUUUAUAUGGCGAGCGAAUUGAAGCGAGCCACGACUCGCGAGAGAAUUCGCGAGGGAACCCGCCCUUCGCACUCGCGUCUCCUUUCGCGUUCCACUCUCGCGUGACUUCUUGCGACUCCCUCAAAUGGAAAGCUAAUCUCGUACCCAGAUCUCACUAUGUCUUGACCGUGGGAGAUCUGGGUACGAGAUUAAUGGACAGCUUGCUCGCAGGCUACCAUGUUUAUAACUUGAUGCUUUAAGAACAGUUAUCCAUGUUUUCAUUUCUCAGUGCUGAGAUCCAAACUCCUUGCCUUUUCUCUUUUUCAAUUAGCUGAACAACUAACUCGCCUCAAUAUCGUCAUUGGUUGCCUAGCAUCACUGUUGUUUAUUCUAUUCGUGGCAUUUGCGAUCGUGGUGUGCCUGUUACACAAAGCGAGAAAGGCUGCAGCUUCAAAACCGGAAGUAGAGGAAGAAGACGAUCCUCUCCCCACCCUCUCUGGUCCAAGACCAAGUGAUCACGAUUUUAAAAUACCGGAAGUGCGGUCCACUGGUUCACCUAAAAUACCACCAACUGGGAAUAAGCCUUCAUACUCGCCUCUUAAUACAGUCGAUAGUCCAAAUGGCGGAACAAGCAUAACAAUUGAAACUACAAAGUUCUAGGAAAACAGUUGCGUUGCAGUUUGCUUUAUGUUCCAUUGCUAAGGGGCCAACCAUUUGACUUUUGAAGGGGGAAGGAGAGGUAUUGGUUAUUUGGUUUGUGUAAGAAAUUUAUUUCUUCCAAACCUCUUGUGAUAUAAUUUUUUCCC
This is a messenger RNA of Porites evermanni, 10492 nucleotides long. NCBI's taxonomy places the organism in Eukaryota, Metazoa, Cnidaria, Anthozoa, Scleractinia, Poritidae. The record is from the annotation of a GenBank genome assembly.